AUGCAAGAUUAGCAAUUAUUAAUAAAAGUCAUUUCAGUUGGUGACACUCAGAGUGGCAAAUCAUGCUUGAUAAAACGAUUUUGCGAAGGCAGAUUCAUCAAUAAGUAUGUCACAACAAUUGGGGUUGAUUAUGGUGUUAAAAAGAUGAUGAUUUAAAAUAAGAAGGUUGCUAUAAAUUUCUUCGAUUUAUCGGGUGAUGAGGAUUACAAGGAAAUACGAAAUCCAUUCUUCGCUGAUGCUUAAGGGGUGGUUUUGGUUUGCGAUUUAACAGACAGGCAAUCUUUUCAAAAUUUACCUAAAUGGGAAAAGAUGAUGACUGAUAAUGGAUUGGAUUUAAAAUAAGCGGCAGUUUAUGUGGUAGGGAAUAAAUCGGAUUUGAAGAACAAGGAGGUUGAUAGUGGUGACAUUCUUGCAUAUGCUAAGAAGAAGGGGUUUGAAGGGAUGAUAUGCAGUGCAGCUGGAGGGGAGAAUGUGAAUGAAUUAUUUGAGAGGAUGUUCGCGAAGAUUGUGGAUUAGAUUGAAAAUCUGAAAUAAAAAAUCAAAGCUUGAAUAGUGAUUUGAUUAUUAGUUAUAUAAUUUCUAUUUGAAAUUUGAAU
Molecule: messenger RNA, 596 nt
Organism: Paramecium tetraurelia
Lineage: Eukaryota; Ciliophora; Oligohymenophorea; Peniculida; Parameciidae
Exons: 3
Molecular function (GO): GTPase activity; GTP binding
Source: RefSeq, a predicted model, not a curated record